This is a messenger RNA of Striga asiatica, 1212 nucleotides long. Lineage: Eukaryota; Viridiplantae; Streptophyta; Magnoliopsida; Lamiales; Orobanchaceae. The record is from the annotation of a GenBank genome assembly.
AUGUCCAAGAAAACACCUGAUGGCAUCGUGCCACUCAAAGAGAUACGAGAUGGGUACAUUAUGUCCCUCUCUUUAGGCUCGCCUUCUCAAACCAUCCACAACUUAUUCCUUAGCACGGGUAGCGAUCUCGUCUGGGUGCAUUGUGGGAAUUUAUCCAACCCUUUCGAAUGCAUCGAUUGCACCGACCCGUACAAUAAAAAAUACAAUUUUUCAUUUUUCAAUCCUUCCUCGUCAAAAUCGAUAUCAAGCGAGCCUUGCACGAGUCCUCUUUGUGCCGAUAUUCAUACCUCCGACUAUUACAACACCUGCACCGCGGCCGGUUGCGUGUUGAGGGACUUUGUCAACGUCAAGUGCUCUAAACCGUGCCCUUCGUUUUCGUACUCUUAUGUCGAUGGGUCCGUGGCCGGGUUUCUUGCUAAUGACACCAUCGUACUCAACGCAAACAAUCAGCACAAUACGAAGCAAUAUAUUUCUUUCGGUUGUGUUCGGUCCUCAUAUAGAAUGCCGUUGGGUAUCGUAGGGUUCGGGAAAGGCCCGCUCUCACUCCUUUCGCAGCUAGGGUUUUUGGAAAACGGGUUCGCUUAUUGCUUUUUAUCUUUCGAAUUCUCGAGCAACCCUAAUUUCACCCCAAUACUCGAGAAUCCCACGUACCCGAAUUUCUACUACGUUGGUCUCGAGAGUGUUACCGUGGGCAACAAGGUAAAUAUACAAGCUCCCGAAAGCUUGAGAGUGUUUAGCCCGUCGGGUAAAGGCACCAUGAUGAUCGACUCCUCAACUAGCAACACUCAUUUACCCGAUCCUCUUUAUUCGCAACUUCAAGAGGCGAUAAAGUCCAUGGUAAAAUACAGUCGGGCUUCAGACGUGGAGGCUAAGUCGCCGUUUCACCUAUGUUACCAUGUCCCUACCAAGUAUGCGAAAAAACCCGGCGGUUUUCCCUCGAUCACUUUCCAUUUCUUGAACAAUGUGAGCCUUAACCUACCCGCUGGGAAUGUCUUUUACAAAGUGGCUCCACCGAAAAACGGGUCUCAGCCCGUGUGUCUAAUUAUGCAGGAAAUGGAUGACGACGAGGUAGAAGCUUCAGCCGUGCUCGGAAGCUUUCAACAACAGAACAUCGAAGUUGUUUAUGAUCUACAAAACGAGAGAAUCGGGUUUCAGACAACUGACUGUGUCUCGUACGGAAAGCGAUAUGGGAUUCGAAUGGACAUCAACUAG